Messenger RNA from Cynara cardunculus var. scolymus (artichoke), 1062 nucleotides. RefSeq names its product peptide chain release factor PrfB3, chloroplastic. The record is from RefSeq and is a predicted model, not a curated record. Lineage: Eukaryota; Viridiplantae; Streptophyta; Magnoliopsida; Asterales; Asteraceae. Gene Ontology annotation, biological process: translational termination. The coding region runs from base 49 to 1047 and encodes 332 amino acids. The transcript has 5 exons.
GGAGGUUGAUGUUGGAAGUCCUUCAAUUCCACGUAUCAACGCCCAAAAAUGGCGGCUGAAACCGUAGCUGCUUCUCAUCUCCACCGUUACUACCUCUGGAGAUGCUGCAACGCCGAUGGUCGCCGUCUGCUAUUUCAAGCUGCAGCUUCUUCAUCCUCAUCUUCUUCUCAACCCAUGGAUAUGCACACCAGCAAAUCCUACAAACAACUCGGUAUGUUCUCGUUGAGAAAGAAGAUAGAAGAUUCUGUUAAUCGUGCUGAAUUGUUGGGUCUGACUGCAUUGGAGUUUGAAGAAGCACAACGGAUGAAGCAGGAAGAAAUGAUUCGUGAAUAUGAUUUGUGGGAYGACUUAGCCAAGUCAAGUGAGAUCCUUAUCAAGUUAGCCGAUAGUGCUAAGGUAGUUGAUGCUCUCAAAGACCUCACAUACAAGGUUGAAGAAGCCAAGCUAAUCACAGAGUUGGCKGAGACGGAUAUUAUAAACUAUGCACUUCUUAAGCAGGCAUAUACMGCAUCUGUUGAUGUGAGUAAGUUCUUGGAUAAGUAUGAGAUGUCCAAACUUCUUAAAGGGCAAUACGAAUUUGAGGGAGCCUGCAUUAUGGUAGAAGCGGGAUMUGAAGGCGUUCGAUCUGAGAUAUGGGCAGAACAACUGGUUGGAAUGUAUAUGAAAUGGGCUAAGAAGCAAGGUUUUAAGGGAAGGAUGGUUGAGAAGAAAUGUGCGUCAAAAACGGGGGGUAUCAAGUCUGUAAUCAUCGAGUUCGAACACAAGCAUGCUUAUGGCUACCUUUUAGGGGAAAAAGGUACUCACCGCAUGAUAACCUCUCAUCCCGAAUCCUUAUCUGAGGUUAGUUCGGCUGCUGUUGAUGUGGUGCCUCUGUUCCUUGAAGGAACUCCUGAACUAAUURUUGACGAGGAAGACUUGAAGAUCAGCUACCUCUCAUUACGUAAAGAAGAUGAAGAUCGAAAAGGGCCUAUAGUUCAAAUUCGACAUUCUCCAACGGGCUUAACAGUCCAAUCAUCAGGUAACUACAUCACCACUCAGCCAAUUUGACUGCAUUCACUAAAA